AUAAGAAAAGCUCGUGUCUGAGCAGCCCAGCUCACACUUCAGCUUCCCCUGACCAGAGGCUCCUCUGCUCACACUCAACGCGAGCGUCCACCUUUCUGCUUAGCACUGGUUUGACCGCCACACCGUUAGAAACACCAGCAAUGACAGAAGGGGACAAUAUGACGGACGGUGAUGCCGCCGGUAAAGGUGAGGGGGCCGUUGGUGCAUCCGCAGUGGACAGACAGCCGGAAGAGGACAAGAAGGAGAAAGGGGAGACAAAAGUGACAGUCCCGCAGCAGGCGGCGGUUCCCGGAGCGGAGGAGAUCGAGUUCGUGCACCCCGAGGGCGGCUGGGGAUGGGUGGUAAUGCUUGCCGCCAUGUGGUGUAACGGCUCGGUGUUCGGGAUCCAGAACGCCUUCGGUAUCCUCUUCCUCUCUCUCCUCCGGGAGUUCGGCUCAGAGAACGAUGACGACCUCCGCUUCAAGACAGCAUGGGUGGGCUCUCUCUCCAUGGGGAUGAUCUUCUUCUGCUCUCCCAUCGUCAGCGUCUUCACCGACAUCUUUGGCUGCAGGAUAACUGCAGUGAGCGGAGCUGCGGUCGGCCUGGUUGGCCUCCUGGCCAGCUCCUUUGUCACGUCCCUGGGUCCCAUGUACUUCACCUAUGGCAUAGUUUUCGCCUGCGGGUGUUCUUUUGCCUACCAGCCCAGCCUGGUCAUCCUGGGCCACUAUUUCAAGAAGCGGUUGGGCCUGGUAAAUGGAAUCGUUACUGCCGGCAGCAGCAUCUUCACCAUUACAUUACCGUUUGCGCUGUCGGGCCUGUUGGAGAGAGUAGGCCUUCAGAACACCAUGCGUGUCCUCUGCAUCCUUAUGUUUGUGCUGAUGCUGGCUGGCUUCACCUACAGGCCCCUCCUGCCCGUCAGAUCCACUAACACACAGACUGGCAGAAAGUUCCCCCCCAUGAGCAAGGUCUUCAACCUCAACAUCUGGAAGUCUUUGGGAUAUCGCAUUUGGGCCUUCGGUAUCCCCGCCGCCCUCUAUGGCUACUUUGUGCCCUACGUUCACCUGAUGAAGCACGUUGAGGAACGUUUCGGACAAGAUGCCAGUAAAGAGGUUCUGCUCAUGUGCAUUGGCAUCACGUCCGGUGUGGGCCGUCUCAUCUUUGGCAGAGUGGCAGACUACGUCAAUGGAGUAAACAAAGUGUACCUGCAGGUAGCUUCCUUCUUCGUCAUUGGCGUCAUGUCUAUGAUGAUCCCCCUGUGUCACAUCUUUGGUGGGCUGAUUGCCGUGUGUCUGCUGAUGGGGUUGUUUGACGGCUGCUUCAUCUGCAUCAUGGCUCCGAUCGCGUUUGAGCUGGUCGGGGAUAAAGACGUGUCACAGGCCAUCGGCUUCCUGCUGGGUCUGAUGUCCGUGCCCAUGACUGUGGGCCCUCCCAUUGCAGGCUUCAUCAGGGACCGACUGGGCAGCUACGACGUGGCUUUCUACCUGGCAGGCAUCCCACCAAUCUUCGGAGGAGCUGUGCUGUGUCUGAUACCCUGGGUGGAGGCCAGACGCAAGAGGAUGGAGAAGAAAGUCCUGAGCAAGGAGCAAGACGUCACCCAGACGAUGAUAGAGCAUGAGAAGGCUCGGGAGGAUGAAAAAAGCAAAACUGGAGAGUCUGUCCUCUAAGUGUCAGUCUGAACAGACUGAGAGAGAGACAUGCUUUGUGUGUGUGGGGUGUGUGUGUGUGUGUGUGUGUGUGUGUGGUUCCUUGUGUUUGUGUUCAGCCCACAUUAUAGAGACUACCUUGAGUAGGAGAAUGUCAGAAAAGGCCAAAGUGAUGAAACAUAUCAGAAAGAGUAACAUGUUGAAGUGCAUGAAUGUGAUCCUGAAGAACUAUGCAUUUUAAUUGAACUGAACUAAUCUUAGAACAGGACAACUUCAUGAACUUUAAGAGCUUAAAUGAAAAUGGGAAGAAAUUAUGCAUAUUUCAUAUUUUUCAGGGAAGGGGAAGAAGUCAUUCUGUGGUAUGUGUUAGUUUAAAUGCAGUGUGAAAGCUAUACAAUCUUGCCAAAGAUGACAAUCAUGAGGGAAAUAAGUCAUUUUUUUACAUAUUUGGAUACAUGCAAAUAAAAUAAAAAAAAUAGAUUACACAGGAAAUGAAACAAAUUCUGGGUAGGAAAAAACUUGAUUUUGCCUUAAUCAUCAUCUUUGUUUUGCCGCAUUUUAAAGGGAACAGUCCUGCUAAAGAUCUCUACGGAAACACUUAUCAUUUUCUCCAGUGUAGACUUAGAGCAAGCCAAAUGUCACAUCCAGGGAUGAGGUGUUCAUAGUAUUUUAAAGGGACAGAGAGAAUGUCUUCAUAGAAGAGAAGUUACAGACAUAGGUGGGUAAGUGUUGUGAAGCUCUGGGCUCAUCUGAGCUGUAACGGUGCUCAGUCACUUCAAGGGAAGCAGCUUGAAGCAUAAAACAUUAAACAUACAACAUUAAAUGAGGAACAUAUUAACAGUGUGUUAAGGUCUACAUAAACUGAUUGUAGUAGUUUUUUUUAUUUGUUAUGUUUUCUCUGUUAUUUGGCCCGAACUUUUUUACUUUUUACUUUAUACUCUACUACAAUCGCCUGAGGUCCAGGUCAUAAAACAAGCUUCACUCUGUUAGCAUCAUGUGAGCUUUGAUGAAUGACCUCAAAACCUCAACAAAGAACUGCAAUUACUGGUGUAUAUGUAGUUCCUCUCUUCUUUAUAAAAAGUCUAUUACACAUUUAUGGUAUUAUUCAUUUGAGAGACUGAAUCUCUUAUGUAUGUCCAUGUCAUUAACCUUCAACCCGAAAAGGUGUGUUUUAAAUAUAUGUGUGUAUUUUUUAGAUUUUGUGGAGAAAUAAUGCUGUGAAGCAUUCAUUUCACUUAUUGAAGACCAAAUGUACUGAAAUGCAAAUGUCUGAAAUUUGAGUGUUAAUCCUGUUUGCUUGUUGUCAUGCGUCACCUUGAUGCUCACAGACAGUGUCAGUGAACCAUCCUAUCAUGUCACAUAUCUAUGGAAAACUCCAGAGACCCUUUGGAGGACAAUACACCAUUACAGAGAUGCUGUGGGUCGAUGUGGCAGAACUGGGACACUCUACCUCAGAUGUUGUGAAAGAGACGAGCUUCCCCAUCCUGGACCGUCCUGUUCUUCCAUCAGAGGCGCUGCCCCAGUGUUUGUUUUGGAGCGGUGUGACCGGAGAAACCCUAAUAAAACACAACGUCCUGGAACAUGAUCUUGCUGCCUGAAGCUUUGCUCUAUAAUGAAAUGUCUUAUUUUACGUGUGAGAAACUUAGGCAGCGUUUCUCCGUUAAAUCUAUAUUUUUAUCAUCAAUCACAUCAGUUGACUUUCUUUUCAAGCCUGUUUUUUAAAUGAAAUGUAUGACUGUUUAAGGCACACUCUGUGUUCAAAGUUUAUUUUUAGAUUGAUUCAAAUUUGUGAUAUUCACCAAUGAGAGCCUCAAGUAAUUUCUUGUCAGAGAAAUUACUUAAUCCGUACCUCUGAGUUUUGAUUGUAACCUUCUUUAUUUUAGUACGCUCACUGGCUCACUAAGUUGAGUCAUGGCUUAUAUCUGCUUCUUGAAGGGAUCUGUGCCAUCAAAAGAAAAAGUCCAAAAAGUUGUAUUAUCUGUGGGACUUUGUGGCAAACGGGACUCCUGGGCCAUGUUUGCCCUUUUGGAUGAGCUUAUGUGCCUCAGUGUUUAUAAGCAUUUUAUUGUUUGCUGUUAUUAUUUUUGGCUCGAUCCCGUCCAAUCCAGCCACUGGAUUUGUCAAGAUCAAUUCUCUAGGUGUAUGCAUGUUUUUAUUGCUUCAAGUGCAGAUAGUUUUCCUUUCUUAAAAUUUGACUGCAAAGACAUUGCUCUUUGUUGCUCUAUGUGUGCGUAAUUUCUUUCUGCUCGCUUUCCUUAAUGCUCCGUUUUGAUAAUUGUAGUUUGCUCUCUUUUGCAUGUAUGAUUAUUAAUUUCUCUCAUCAGUGAAAUAAAUAUAUUUUCUAUCUACUGCAGGAUGUGUGAUGAGCUGCAGUAUAUGCAAUUUAUGUAAACAUAAUCAGAUUUCAACAUUAUCAAGACAGUAAAAAAAUAUGUUUACACUU
This is a messenger RNA of Platichthys flesus (European flounder), 4065 nucleotides long. It is a transcript of the gene slc16a10, whose product is annotated as solute carrier family 16 member 10. Lineage: Eukaryota; Metazoa; Chordata; Actinopteri; Pleuronectiformes; Pleuronectidae. The record is from RefSeq and is a predicted model, not a curated record. Gene Ontology annotation, biological process: transmembrane transport. Bases 141 to 1643 code for a protein of 500 amino acids. Gene Ontology annotation, molecular function: monocarboxylic acid transmembrane transporter activity. The transcript has 6 exons.